AUGUUAUGUUAUGAUGUUAAACGGCGGAUCUACACCGGAAGUUCGAUAAACUUACCUGGUGGAGGGCAGCAGCAACCACCAGUGCUAAUUAGGAGCCGAAAGUUUUAUUGGGAGCUGGCUCUCUUUUCAGGUAUCAUCAGGCGAAGCCAAAGAGCUGCAAGGGAACAAUCCCUUAAAAAUGCUGCGGAAGUCGGAGACUUGUCCAGGAGUAAUAUUAUAGACAACAUGGAGGGAGAUGAAAGGGAAGAAGGGGACCCUCCAAGGGUUUCACGUUCAACCGCAAAAAGGGCGAGAAAGGUUUCUCUUGUUGAUAACGCAGAAGCUUCUGAGUUCGAAGACCCUGACGGAGAUAGCCCAGCGGAGGCAAACAUUGAGAGGCCAUUGACGAUGGGGAACGUGCCUGAAAGCUGUCGAGUCCCGCCACUCGACCCUUCUAAUUACCGCUCCGCCGCUCGAUAUGGCGCAUCCGUCCGUUGUGGAUUUAUAUUGUGCUGGUGUGCUGCAUCCUAG
Molecule: messenger RNA, 510 nt
Organism: Nezara viridula (southern green stink bug)
Lineage: Eukaryota; Metazoa; Arthropoda; Insecta; Hemiptera; Pentatomidae
Source: the annotation of a GenBank genome assembly